Dipodomys ordii (Ord's kangaroo rat) is the source of this 1075-nucleotide messenger RNA. RefSeq names its product tumor necrosis factor (ligand) superfamily, member 14 (gene Tnfsf14). Gene Ontology annotation, molecular function: tumor necrosis factor receptor binding. The record is from RefSeq and is a predicted model, not a curated record. Gene Ontology annotation, biological process: immune response. Gene Ontology annotation, cellular component: membrane. The coding region runs from base 76 to 801 and encodes 241 amino acids. The transcript has 4 exons. Lineage: Eukaryota; Metazoa; Chordata; Mammalia; Rodentia; Heteromyidae.
GCAAUUGUGGUUUCCUCCGUGUGCUCAGGCGAGUCUGCCCUGCCCUAACCCAGCCUGGGGCAUUCGCUGCCUGGCAUGGAAGAGUCGAUCCCGCAGCCCUCCGUGUUUGUGAUAGAUGGACAGACAGACAUCCCAUUCAGGAGGCUGGGACACGGCACGGGGAGACGGCGCUGCAGCGCUGCCCAGGGGUGCCUGGCGCUGCUGAUGCUGCUCCUGGGCGCCGGGCUGGCAGUCCAAGGCUGGUUUGUACUGCAGCUGCACCGGCACCUGGCAGAAGUGGUCAGCCACCUGCCGGAUGGAGAUCCAGGCUCCUGGGAGAAGCUGGUGCGAGAGCAAAGAUCCCACCUGGCCAAGCCAGCCGCACAUCUUACAGGAGCCAACACCAGCUUGACGGGUAGCGGCGGCCCACUGCUGUGGGAGGCCCAGCUGGGCCUGGCCUUUCUGAGAGGUCUCAGCUACCACAAUGGGGCCCUGAUGACCCCCAAGGCCGGCUACUAUUACGUCUACUCCAAGGUGCAGCUGCGGGGCAUGGGCUGCCCCCAGGGGCUGGCCAGCGGCCUCCCCAUCACCCACGGCCUCUACAAGCGCACACCCCGCUACCCCAGGGAGCUGGAGCUGCUGGUCAGCCGCCGGUCCCCCUGCGCCCGCUCCCCCGGCUUCCGCGUGUGGUGGGACAGCAGCUUCGUGGGCGGCGUGGUGCACCUGGAGGCUGGGGAGGAGGUGGUCGUGCGGGUCCCCAGUGAGCGCCUGGCCCAGCUCUACGAUGGCGUCCACUCCUACUUCGGAGCUUUUAUGGUGUGAAGGAAAUCGAAGCGUUGGUUGGAAUGGAAGGGACUCAUAGCUGGCCCUGAGGGGGGCGGAGGGGGCGGGACAGGGGGCUCCACAGGAAGCUCAGCCAGCAGAGAUCACCGAGGAGCCCCCUCCUCCUUUCACAUCAGCCCCCCCCCAAAAAAAAACUCUACCAAGACCUCAGCAACCUGGAGGAGUUGAAAACCCAGCAGAACCUUCCAGAAAACCCACACAAGCCACAGACCUCACACAGACAAUCCUAAAGACAAUGACCUGGAGACUUGUG